GUCGCGUCGAGGUGUUGGUGGAGAGACCUGAGAGGACGGAGUGUGUCGGGUCACCGACGCUUCAGGAGAAUUUAGCUCUCCAGAAAUACCCGAAAGGCGGAUAAGUUUUGGUUCAGAAUGCGUCCUUGAUCCACUGGACUUGUUUCAAAACGGAGGGAAAAAAAACAACAAAAAACCCCAAACCUUCUGACAUAAAGCUCCGCUGUUUUUUCUAUUCCUGGAGAGCUUCGUGUCCAAACAUGAUCGGGAGAGGACUGUUCAUAGUGACAGUAUUGUCCAACUGCGUUCUGUCAUUGCCAGUGACUUCAAGUCAGCUGGAGAAUGAAGACGUGAAGGUGAUGAAAUGUAUCGUUGAGGCGUUGGCAGACGUGUUAUCAAGGCCGCACCCCGUGCCUGUCAGUCAGGAGUGUCUGGUCUUAUUGAGGACAGAUGACAGACUUGUGACAAUCCUUCGCCAUCAAAACUUUCUGAAGGAGCUGCAGGAGAUCGCUGUGCACGGAGGCCAAGAAAGAGCUCAGGUGCAAAGAGACGCGGCUGCACCUGCUGCGAUGACACAGACUCCUCAGACUCCUCAGACUGCAGACGCCGCUUCUGAUCGAUCCAUGCUGGAGGCCUUGGGAAGCAUCGGCGAACGAUCCAUCCUCUCCCAGAAAAGAAAGACAGAAAAUGGGGACGGAGGAGAAGAAAAGGCUGAGAGCCUCAAAGAUGGAGACUCUCGGGAGGACAGUGUUGACAUCAUGGAGGAGACGCCGGUGAAGAGGGAAGAGGACGAGAGCCCAGGAAGUCACGUCUCUGAGUCUGUGGAUGAGUGGAGAGAGGGGAAGGCUGGAAAACGGGAGGAUGAGGAUGAGGAUGAGGAGGAAGAAGAAGAAGAAGAAAAGAGAGCACAUUCAGAGGAGAGUUCAGAGGAGGAGGAAAAGGAAAACCUGUCUAAGAAGGAGAAAGGUGCUGCAUCUGAGGACAAGCGAGAUGCACCCAGGCACAAAUCAAAAGAGCAGACUCUAGGUGAGGAAGGUGAGGAGGAGGAGGAAGACAAGAGAUCUUCGUUUCUCUCAAACAAACAUGAGGAGGAAGAGGAAGGUGACGUGAAGAGAGGGAGCAAGGAAAGCGGCAAGCAGUGGAACAAGAGAGGCAAAGGCUUGCGACUGAAGAAGAAAGCCGAGAGGAAGGAGGCGCAGCAGCUCGCACAUCAUUCGAAGGAGGCUGCAGAGGACGAGGAGGCGAAGAAGAAAAGAGAUGCACAGAAGAGUCCAGAGGAGAAGGAGCUGCAGAUGAUCGCAGGAAGGUCACCAGAGGAGAGGAAGGGUUUGGAGGAAGAGGGGAGCGCCAGUAGAAAGUCAGAGGAACCUGAGAUUGAAAGCCUGGCAGCCAUUGAGUCAGAGCUGGAAAAUGUUGCCCAGAAACUCCAUGAGCUGCGACGAGGCUGAGAGAGAGAGAGAGAGAGAGCUAGAGAGAGAGGGUGAGCGAGAGAGAGAGACUGGUUGACACUGCUGCAACCUCCUUUGCCUCCUUUGCCUCCUCGUCCUCCUCCGCUUUACCAGAUGCCUGGUUUCCAUAGAUAGUGUGUGAAUAUGUGACAAGUUUUUAUCUUUUGCUGUUUCUCUCGAGGAUGUCCACACUGCUACAGUCUCCCACGCCUCCCUCCGUCCCUCCCUCCCUCACGGACACACGCACACACACAUACUGUAAAAAACAAAACAAAUGCACCCGUUUCUCUGCAUUAAAACACAAAUCACAACACAACAUUCAGCAAGGCUCCUGAAGGGGGAAAAUCUCUCCCAAGUGAAAGACGACAGUUUGCCUUUUUUCUUUUUUCUCCUCUCUGACAAUCAUCGCUGCCUUUCUUUGCCAAUGCGUGUCGCCUGCUUUUCAGAUUAUUUUUGAAUCCUGCACACUGAUUUAUGUGAAAGGUUAAGGCAGAUCCAGGUAUAAACACACUAUCACCAUGAGUUUGUACAUGUACACGGCUCUUUCUUGAGAUGCUUACUUAAUUAUUAUAAGGAACAAGAAUAGAUACAUGCCUGUUUAUUAUUCUAAAUACAGUCGAGUCUAGUCACGCCAAGGCAAUAAGUGAACAUUUUUAGCAGACAAAAUGGCCAGAUUGUAAUCUGAAACUGUAUGAAAUUUGUGUAAGAAAACAAAUAAAUUUGAAUCUGGAAAGCUG
Solea senegalensis (Senegalese sole) is the source of this 2164-nucleotide messenger RNA. RefSeq names its product chromogranin A (gene chga). NCBI's taxonomy places the organism in Eukaryota, Metazoa, Chordata, Actinopteri, Pleuronectiformes, Soleidae. Gene Ontology annotation, biological process: negative regulation of insulin secretion; negative regulation of catecholamine secretion; defense response to bacterium. The transcript is spliced from 8 exons. The record is from RefSeq and is a predicted model, not a curated record. Gene Ontology annotation, cellular component: chromaffin granule. The coding region runs from base 240 to 1427 and encodes 395 amino acids.